This is a messenger RNA of Coccinella septempunctata (seven-spotted ladybird), 1226 nucleotides long. It is a transcript of the gene TFAM, whose product is annotated as transcription factor A, mitochondrial. Gene Ontology annotation, molecular function: transcription cis-regulatory region binding. Lineage: Eukaryota; Metazoa; Arthropoda; Insecta; Coleoptera; Coccinellidae. The record is from RefSeq and is a predicted model, not a curated record. The transcript has 3 exons. Bases 117 to 896 code for a protein of 259 amino acids.
AGAAGAAAAAGACAAUGAUCUAUGACUUUGACUUGACAUAACCCUACCAAUUUUUUAUCAGCCAUAAAAUUAUUCUUGAAUAAUUUGAAUUUCUACCAAAUUGAUGAGUAUAUAUAAUGAUUUCCACUAAUUUUAUAUCCAAAGUGUUCAACGCAGGAAGAUUAUUCACUCUACACAACUAUUUUUAUAUUCCCUUAGCAGGGGUUAAAACGAAGGAUGCCAUUGAAUUACCCGAAAAACCAAAAAAACCCAUGACCUCGUUCUUUAGAUUUGUUCAGGAACAUAAACCUGUUCUGCUCAAAGAACAGCCUCAAUUGAAGCUGACAGAAAUAGUCAAACAAUGUGCGCAAGAUUGGAAAAAUAUUCAUCCAACUAUCAAAGAAAGAUACGAUAAUGAAUAUAAGGCAGAAAUGGAAAGUUAUGCCAAAAAACACUUAGAUUAUUCAAUGAAAUUAACAGAUGAACAGAAAGAAUACUUAAAGUUAUUGAAUCGAGAAAAAACACAGAGUACCAAAAAGAGGAGGUUGAGGAAGAAACUUAAGGAUAUGAAAAAACCUAAAAAACCCCCAGGUCCAUUCCUUCUGUACUUAAUAGAACAAUCAAACAUACAGGGGCGGAAAAUUAAUGAAAUGAUGAAGGAAUUGAAAGGAACCUGGCAUCUUUUAGAUGAAUCUGUGAAAAUGUCAUAUGUUAAGAAGAAUGAAGAACUCAUGAUAAAAUACAAGGAAGACCUGGAAAACUGGGAAACCCUCAUGAUACAAGAGGGACACCCAGAUUUAGUACGAAGUAAAUUCCUGAAAGAUGAACGGCCAUUUACUGCAAGAAAAAAAUCAGUUUCUGAAAAGGACAAAAGCGAAUCUCAGACAUCUGAUGAGAAAAACAUCAGAAACAAAUAGGAAUUUAGUGUCUUCGCCCAACAAAUUCCGCCAGUGGGUGAAGAUAAACUGUUUCAUAUUGAAACUGAUUAUUUGAAUGAGAAUACCUCUAAGGAGAAGGGGAAAAAUAUUAGUCUUGAUGAUUCUCAUAUUAUUUCAAGUAAUUCUGUUUCCUCGGAUGUGAAGGCGGAAAAUCCUCCAAAGAAAUUUGAAGAAAACGCUGACAGAAAAGGGUUUUUUAAAAAGUUCAAAUCUAUUUUUAAGAAAUGAGGAUGCUAUUUUUGCUUUGGAUUCGAUAGUAUUAUGCUUAUUUUGUUAUUGCCUUAUUUUUGAUUAAACUUUUCAUCUCUU